GAACGCGGUUGUAAACAACAAAAUAAUUGAUCUAACCAUGGAAGAAGUUGCUCCGAGACCAAAUGAUCACUGGAAACGGGCAUAUCUCGGUCCGCUUCCGGAUGAGUUUCUGCGUGUAACAACACCGCAAGAUAUUCAAGAGGUCUCGGAUAGGCAGGCCGCCUUGGCACUUCAAACUCACCACAAUUCCUACCCUCCGUACAUGUCUUCUAACUUUGUCGGACGCCUGAGCAUCACCAUAGCGCAGGCAAAGUUGGUAAAGAACUAUGGCAUUACGCGUAUGGACCCGUACGUGCGCCUUCGAGUGGGCCACUUUGUGUACGAAACGCAAACGGCACCGAACGGAGGCCGCAAUCCGCGUUGGAACCGGGUAAUCUACUGCCAGUUGCCGGCCGGUGUGGACACGAUUGCGCUAGAGGUGUACGAUGAGUGUAACUUUUCGAUGGACGAGCUGAUCGCUUGGGCAGAAAUCCGCAUCCCGCAGUCGGUGUUGCGUGGAGAAACGCACGAGGAUUGGUUCCCUCUGAGCGGCAAACAAGGCGAUGGGCUUGAAGGUUCCAUUGAUAUGGUGAUGAGCUUCAAUAAUGUGAUCGUUCAACCACGCAUGAUCCAAACCAAUGCGCCGGUCAUGUUGGUACCCAAUGUUGCCAGUGCCACACCGAUGCCGGUGUUCGUGGCACCGAAUCAACCGCAGGUAGCUCGACCGCCACCGGUUCUGUCGGACGAUGAUUUGACCCGUAUCCACGAGAUGUUCCCGCAAAUCGAUAAGGAGGUCAUCAAAUCGGUCGCAGUUGCCAAUAAUCAGGAUCGCGAUGCCGUUAUCAAUGCCUUGCUUCAGAUGAGUAGCUAGAUCUUGGGCCAUUAAUUGCGAGUGCUUCUACAUGCGCUUAGCGAAUGAUACUGUACUAACGGGGCGAGUGUGUUUCCUGAACCUUCCAAUGUUUUGUUGUUUAUGUUAAUAUUAACGAAUGCUGCUAUUUUUAAUCAAUAAAUGUAUGCUAUAUUUCUA
Messenger RNA from Anopheles nili, 1009 nucleotides. RefSeq names its product toll-interacting protein-like. Gene Ontology annotation, molecular function: ubiquitin binding; ubiquitin conjugating enzyme binding. Bases 38 to 850 code for a protein of 270 amino acids. The record is from RefSeq and is a predicted model, not a curated record. The transcript is spliced from 4 exons. Lineage: Eukaryota; Metazoa; Arthropoda; Insecta; Diptera; Culicidae. Gene Ontology annotation, biological process: ubiquitin-dependent protein catabolic process. Gene Ontology annotation, cellular component: cytoplasm.